UGAGUUCUGUAGGUUAGUUAGUGGGCAGUAGGCUGGUGCUCGGGCUCCGCAGCGUGACUGUGUGGUUGUGGGUCCCGCUGGAAGUUGUGAGGAAGGCCGGGCGGAGAGAGGCAUGGCCCGGUUCGGGAACAGGCUGAGCGCCUUCUCCAUCUCUGAGCUGAUGGAGCUUCUGGAGGACGAUGUGAAACUCAGCGCUAUAGUGGAGGAGGUGGACGAGGUGAAGGAGGUGCAGCAGAGUAAGGAGAUGACCCUGGCCAGUAACCGGAGCUUGGCUGAACAGAACCUUGAGCUGCAGCCACAGCUGGACCAUCAGAAGAAUGAGCUCACCAAGCGCUACCGCUGUCUACAGGACCAGUUUGAGGCCUACCAGUUGCGCAAGUCCACACUAGACCACAAGUCUGGCAGCAGUUCCUUGGACACUCUUCUCGCACUGCUGCAAGCGGAAGGAGCCAAAAUCGAGGAGGAAACAGAGAUCAUGGCGGACUCUUUCCUGGACGGCGACGUGACUCUCGACACCUUCAUCGAUGAGUACCAGAGCAAGAGGAAGCUAGCUCACCUGCGACGGGUGAAGAUCGAGAAGCUUCAGGAGAUGGUGCUGAAGUCCCCUCAGCUCCUCCAGGCUGCUCCCCAGCCGUGCCGUCCUGCACCAGAACCUGCCCCCAUCCAGAGAGAGGUCAACGGCUCCCCGGCCCCCGUACCCCAGCCCCGACGGGCCGCUCCGCUCCCACCAAUCAAGAGCCCACCAGCAGCACCUGCUCCUCAGCCUACUACUGCGUUUUCCUACCCAUCUACCCCGUACCCUCCUAUCCCCCCUAGAGUGGGGCAGAACCAGCCCAGCCCGAAUCACGGAUACCUUUCUCUCUGCAUGCCCCAGUACCCGCCUCCUGUCCCCCAGAGACCAGCACCACGUCUGGCCCCUCAGCCGGGCUUUAUCGUCCAGUGACCUGCUGCUAGUGGGCGCUAGAGGAUUUGGCAACCUGGAAGGAACAGAAUUAUAGAUAAAUAAAUAUAAAUAAAUAAGCACUGGACAAGCACCUGAGCCUUCCUGUGAGUCCUCCAGACUCGCACUUACAGGAAUUUGUGCAUCGCAGUGCUGGAAGACGAAACCGGGGGUCGUCUAGUCAUUUCUGGGACUUUUAUUUUGUUCGUUUUUCUGUUUUUUGGCUCAUAAACCUGCACUUUAGGCUCUGUACUUCUGUCGUUGGAGCUAUGGCUGUUGGAAUUACACUCCUGAUGUUUGUUUGUUUGCUUUUCGCUCCGUUUGGUUUGGUUGUCUCUUUGAAUUCGUCAUCUUUUUAUGUUCAAAGCCAAAAUAGCAGAAAUGCCAGCUGAAGAAAAGCUACGAUUUGUUUUUUUGUUGUUUUUUUUCCUAUUAUAUUUUUUCAAAUAAGUAAUCCACUCCAACCAAGCCUCAGCAUGGACCUGGACCUGCCGCAGGUUUUCGUUUUCACACUGUUUAGGUCUCGAUAAUAUUGUUAGUAGUGUCUGCAUUUAGUACCUUCAUACAUUUCAUGUCUAAAAAAAAAAAAAAAAAAAAAAAAAAGCUGCUUCAACAGUGAUGGUGGUGAUGAUGAUGAUAAUGAUUAUGAUGAUGAAGUCUAUGCAAACCAAGACCGAGGCUGAACUGUAACGCCGUGGGAACAGCUAAAUCUUUUUUCUGUUUGUUUGGGGUACCAGCAAAGCCAAAGAUUUAAUUUUUCCAAUGUUUUCAAAUCACUGGAAAAGGAAUGUAAUAGAAAUCUGAAAAAUAUGAUUUUAUCGUUAUUGCGGUGUAAGUUUUCACAAUAGACACAUCGAAAAGGGCUGUGAUUACAUUGUGAAUAAUAGCAAACUCAAACUGCAUUACCUGCGUUCAGCAACAGAGGGAGCUCACAGGCUGCAGACUGUGGUCAUGUGACAUAGCGAGACUAGAGGCAAAGCGAGGCAGAGCUAGGUAGAGUGAGGUCGAGGUCUAUGGUUAACGCUUACACCAAUCUACUUCUUAUUUCUAUAUCUUGUUUUUGGUCAAUACCGUCCCCCUUAAGACUGGAUUUACUGGAUUCAGCACUACCUAUAAAGUAAUCUAGACUAUUUUUACACCAGUACUAGUAGUAGUUUUUUUCUGAUCCAAAGCCAUAAGAUUUUUGAUAACUUGGAGCAUGUGAGCACGUUGUCUCUGCUGAUUGGUCAGAGCUGUCUAGGGCGGAGCAAGAAAGUAAAUACAGGAUGAAGAUCCUGUGUUACGGACUAGAGUAUAUAUAUCAAUGCAGAUUAGCGUGGGGUGGCAAAAGAGACUUAGUUAGAGAGUUAGUUAAUAGCUCUAGUAGUUAUGUUGGUAAUAAAUCAGAUUAAACUGCAACUGAACAGCCGUUUAGCUUAAACACAAGGAGUAGGCCCAUAUGCUCACUGACAAAGAAGCGCACCAAGGGUACAAACGAACCACUGAGCUAAAUAGUGCUGAUGUGGAAACACCCCUAAGCCCUAUCCAGACGGAAUUAGUUUCUCAGGGGAACGUCUGUAAAAAAAUAUAUAUAUUUCACACUUCUACUCCGUGAUAAAACUCUUGCAUUCGGACUGCAGUUUUUAGGCUUUUUCGGUCACAACAUCAUGUUCAGUAGCUCCUCCAUUUCCAUUUGCUAGUGUGUUUACGUGGAUCUCCGUGGAAACAAAGUUUAAUUACAGUGCGUGGCAGUGGACAAAUGGCUAUUUUAUUACACGUGAGGUGAUGAAACUCAGAGAUGUGCGUCCGGACAGGACUUAAAUAACUGGAGGACCAUGGAGUUCAGAAACAGCAGGUAAUUUCCUCAGAGGACGUCUGAGGAGAAAAACACGUACAUGGUCGUUCCGGAUGGGAAUAAAAUCACAAAGGACCCCCCAUAAAAGAGAAAAUUACCCCAGACCCCCCUGAGAAGCUAAUCCCACCCAGAUAGGGCUUUAGACUGUCUAUUCUUUAUUUUAGUAAUAAUAAUGAAUGAUUACAGUGGCUGUAUAGUGGGUUGCCGCCCCCCAGUGUUUGGAGGGUGAGGCUAAUUCUCAGUUGGAAGCUUUAGUCGAUGUCUGAGUUUAAUCUGUGUUCGGAAACCCGUCCCAUUGGGACAAAUAUUGACCGAAGGGGUGUGUUCGCCCCAGCCUAGCUGCAGCAAAUAAAAGCAAAUUAGCUGUGAUGAUGCUGAUUUUUGGUUUUUAUGCCUUGCUGGCUUAAUCAGGCUAUUUGUUUAGCUUGCGUUUAAGAAUAUAAGCCAGGACUUGUCUGAGCUUGUCUCUGGAGGGACACAUGUGGGUGGGUUUGUAGCACGAGGGAGAUUAAUGCAUGUAUGAUUAUUAUUAUAAUUGUGUACUAACACUGAAAACCCAAAUGGAUUGACAAUGUUUAGGCCUGUCACAAUAAUUAUUAAAUUAAAAAUUAUAUAUUUUUGCAUGAUACAGCUCUGAAAAAAAAUUGGAGACCACUUCAGUUUCUGAAUCUCUGAUUUUGCUAUUUAUAGGUUUAUGUAAAUGAGCAGAGUAAAAUGAACAUUGUUGUUUUAUUCUAUGAACUACAGACAACAUUUCCCCCAAAUUCCCCCCCAAAAAUGUUGUCAUUUAGAGCGUUUAUUUGCAGAAAAUAAGAAAUGGCUAAAAUAACUAUGCAGAGCUUUCAGACCUCAAAUAAUGCAAAGAAAACAAGUUCAUAUUCAUAAAGUUUUUAUAACAUUCAGUAUUCAAUAUUAGGUGGAAAAAUCCUGCUUUUUAAUCACAGUUUUUAUUCAUAUUGGCAUCAUAUUCUCUUCCACCAGUCUUACACACUGCUUUUGGAUAACUUUAUGCUGCUUUACUCCUGGUGCAAAAAUUCAAGUAGUUCAGUUUGGUGGUUUGAUGGCUUGUGAUCAUCCAUCUUUCUCUUGAUUAUAUUCCAAAGGUUUUUAAUUUGGUAAAAUCAAAGAAACUCAUCAUUUAUAAGUGGUCUCUUGUUUUAUUCCAGAGCUGUUUAUUGUCUCAGAAAUUAUUGUAGUAAAUAUAACAACUUAUAUAAUAGCUUAAUAAUGCAGUUGCAACCUUUUAAAGAACAGUGAACAUGUUUUUCAUUAUCUGCUGUCCUAUUCUAUUGGCAGUUCUUCUCUACAGGGACCAGACAAGCCGUACAUUUUUCAAUAUUGAUAUUAAUACAUGUAUUACAUUUGCAAUGUAUUUGUCAAUACAGGUGCAUCUCAAAAAAAUUGAAUAUCAUUGAAAAGUUACUUUAUUUCAGUAAUUCAGUUCAAAAUGUGACACUCUAUUUUUUGGGUUUUCAUUGGCUUUAAGCCAUAAUUAUCAACAAUAAAAAAAGGCUUAAAAUAGAUCAUUGGUCAGAAAAUGAGUAUUACAUUUUGAACUAAAUUAUUAAAAUAAAGUAACUUUUCAAUGAUAUUCAAAUUUUAUGAGAUGCACCUAAAUGUUUUGUUUCAGUGGAAAAUCUCUAUGUAAAAUGCUGUUUUUGGCGAUAUGAAAAAACACUUUUGAAAAACAUUUUAAGAAAAUACUGUAUGAAUAAUUUUGUAAGAAUAUUAACGUUUUAUUUAGUAUGAAUGUAAGUUUCCUACAUGCAGAAGAAACUAGGCAAGUCUAAGAACAUUUGUCGUUUUCGUUAACAGAAACUCACCGAGAUCCUGAUUUAGUUAACAACCAAAAUCUACCACAAAAAUAAAAUGCAUAUUUAUUCAUAUGCGUAUUUAGUCCUGCAUAUAAACUGCUAACAAAUAAUGAGGUAGUAAAUAAGGUAGUAAAUACAGUAAACAUCAAAACAAACACAAAAUAGACUAUUUUCAAGAUCACAAUAUAUAUCACAAUAUAACAAUUUUAUACAUUUUAAUUAUUUUUUUUUUCAUAUCAAGUUUUUGGCAUUAUUUAUACGUACGAAAAGAUAUGGCACAUUUCUACUCUGUAGUCCAAGAAUAGGCUUAAUCCUCGGAAACCAACCUGUAGAGUAUUAAAUCUUUUAUUUAAAUCAAUGCGAAAAGCAAUAAUAAUGAUUGUGACGGGCCUAAGCAUGUUUUUUCCUUUUUCCUUUUCUAAUUAUUGUUAGAUCGGAUAAGAAAAUUGUUACUUUUGGUACAAACUAAAUAUUAUUAUUAACAUUCUAGGAAUAUUAAUGUUAAUCUGAAGCCUAAUGCUUUCCUAUACAGCCAUAAUAACAGCGUUGAUUUAUACUUAUUGUGACAUUUUGUUUUUUUGCCUGUUUGUUCGUUUUUCAGUGUUUACUGUACCAAUUUGUCUUGUAACAACAUUGUUAUUUAAUACACUUAUUUCUAACGAUUCAUUUUCUGACAAUUAAUGUACAAUACAUAUCCAUAUCUGACACUCCUGUACUGUACAUGCCUUACUCUGAUUACUGACUGUUGAUUACUGUUUAAAUCCCUCAUUUUAUAUCAGUUCACCCUGUUUUACUCUUUUACCCUCACUUUACACUUUUGGAGCGUUUUCACACCUGUAGUUUUUAGGUUUCUAUGAUCUGGAUCAGUUUUGUGGAUCAGAGUUUGUUUAUUUAUAGCGUUUCUCCUUCUGUUUGGUUUGUUUUCACACAGGCAUAAACCUAAAUGCACCAAAAUGCUCACCAAUAAACCACGUGAGCACAUCGUCUCCUCUGAUUGGUCAGAGCUGUCUGGCGCAGGAGCAAGAAAGUAAAUAUAGUGAGAAGAUUCAAGAUUGUGUUCCAGUGUGUUUAUCUGUAUACCUGUGCAGUGUGAAGCUGCUUUAACACAGAAUGCUGAAAAUUUGACGCUGCGCUUUUAAACACAGCUGUUUUCAAUGGGAUGUGCAGUGCAGAUGUAGAUGUAAUAUAGAAGUAGUAAGUAAGUAAGAAGAAGAGUCGUGCGGCUGUGAGCAGUGAACGCAGCACAGACCACGUAUGUAAACAGCAUGGAGCAGCAGCAGAGACAGCGUUCGUUCAUAGCUGUUGUAAUUAGCAUUGUCUGGCUAAUAUAUCAGUUUAAACUGUGCCUUACUAUCAGUUUAGCUCAAAUACAAGAAGUAUAUAUGAUUGCUGAGUCGGAUCGAGACCGGAUCAUGCUCUCACCACAAGUGAACCGCUCCAGAGUUCACCUCCAUUAGCUUGGUCUAGUUGUUUUGAGCCACAUCUGAGUGUGAUUACUGUUUUCACACCUGCUCAAUCAAACUAUACUAGGGGUACAAACAAACCAGAAUCCAAUUUAGGGCUGGUGUGAAAACCCCCUUAGAGAAACCCCUUUUCUUUUCUGUUUUUGGCCCAUUUUCUCCCUAAUUUGGAAGACAAUUUACCCAACCCUCUAAUUAGGCAUCUUCCAAUCUCCAGUAGCACCCCCUCUAAACAUUAGUAGAGAUCAGAACAAGAAACAACAACAACAAAAAAAGUUUGUUUGUAUGUUUGUUUGUUUCUUUGUUGUGUCGAAAGGCCGAGUACAGCUGUUGGGCACACUUUUAAUGUCCAUCAUUCUUUACAUUAAAGCUGUUUGGUUCAUUGUUAAAAAUGUGGAAAAUUGCUAAAACUGACCCAUGUCUUUCUAUUGAAACAUAAUAAAGAAAACGGUGGUUUUAAACAAGAUGCA
Messenger RNA from Astyanax mexicanus (Mexican tetra), 6518 nucleotides. It is a transcript of the gene vps37ba, whose product is annotated as VPS37B subunit of ESCRT-I a. Bases 113 to 943 code for a protein of 276 amino acids. Gene Ontology annotation, biological process: protein targeting to membrane; ubiquitin-dependent protein catabolic process via the multivesicular body sorting pathway; protein targeting to vacuole. The transcript is spliced from 4 exons. Lineage: Eukaryota; Metazoa; Chordata; Actinopteri; Characiformes; Acestrorhamphidae. Gene Ontology annotation, cellular component: ESCRT I complex. The record is from RefSeq and is a predicted model, not a curated record.